AGGUGUGGGGAAAAUCCCGUUUCAUGUUUACUCACGUUGUGAAAUGUAAAUAAUUCAAUGUCCGUCUUGUCGGUGUUUCCUAGCACUGUGAUCACAUGCUUGUCUUACCGAUUCACAACUUUGUGGAUUAGUUAGUGUAUAAUAAAACAAAUAAUUACAUGAAUUCGAUGUACAACAGCACCGAAGCGAUACUGCUGCUGCCUGCGUCGCACGAUGUCUCGGGACGCUGACUCUGGAUUGUACAAUUCCUCGGCCUGCACCGAAGAACCCAGCACACCAACGUUGAACCAAGCAAUACAUUCAUCUGUACGGACUCUGGGUCACACACCCAUGAGCGUGCUUCAAACGACCACGGACCACGUACCGACCCAGAGUCACACCAAGACGCAUACUCUAACUUCAAGUCAAACAGAGGACCCUACAGUAAACUCAAGUCAUACCGAGAACUUCACACCAAUCCUCGCUAAACCAACCAGUCAGUCCAAACCAAUUCUUGUUCCAGGAACUAGGCACCCCAUGCCAGCUAUGGUACAAAUGAGCACGCACUAUACACCAACUCCAAGUAAGAAAUUAAAACAAGCCAAACUAAUCUCGAGUCAAAUGAGGGACCCUACACCGACCACAAUGCAACCCCAGAACUCUACACCGACCCCAAGUCAACCCCGGGAGCAUGUACCAACACUGACUGAAAGGCUCCCGGAGCACACACCCAACCUGUAUAAAAAAAUGCGAAACCCAACUAGGCACCGUGUGCCAACCAUGGCUCACGUUCCCAGACAUCGUACACCAAUCCCAAAUAAAAAUACACGAGAUCUCGAAGCAUUCUUAAAUAAACCCCUGAAGCAUACACCAACUUUUAGUCAAUCCCAAGACCCUACACCAAUUUUAAAUCAAACACAGGACCCUGUGCCAAGUUUAAGUGAAACCCAGGACCCCACACCAACUGCAAUGCAACCCCUGGACCCCACACAAACUGCAAUGCAACCCCAGGACCCUACACCAACUGCAAUGCAACCCCAGGACCCCACACCAACUGCAAUGCAACCCCAGGACCCCACACCAACUGCAAUGCAACCCCAGGACCCUACACCAACUGCAAUGCAACCCCAGGACCCUACACCAACUGUAAUGCAACUCCAGGACCCCACACCAACUAUGAUUCAAUCCCAGGACCCUACACCAACUAUGAUUCAACCCCAGGAGCCUACACCAACUAUGAUUCAAUCCCAUGACCCUACACCAACUGUAAUGCAACCCCAGGACCCUACACCAACUAUGAUUCAAUCCCAGGACCCUACACCAACUAUGAUUCAAUCCCAGGACCCUACACCAACUAUGAUUCAACCCCAGAACCCCACACCAAGUAUGAUUCAACCCCAUGACCCUACACCAACUCUAACUCAAACUUCCCAACAGUAUAUACCAACCGUCUGUCAAACAACCCAUGAACCUACACCAACCCCAAAUAAAGUAACAAAACGACUCAAACUAGAGAACCAAACAGCCCAGGAUUCUAUACUCAUCACGAGUCAAGAAACCCAGCACCCCACCCUAACUCUAAACCAAACAUGCGAGCAUUCAACGCCAGCCCUGAAUCGAACACACCUGGAGUCAACUCUUACUCUAAAUCAAAAAGCUACACACCCAAUUCCAACCCAUGAUCAACCGACCAAGGAAUCUGUACUCGCCCCAUGCAAUAGAACACUGGUGUCUUCACCAACUCUUGAUACAACACUGCAGCACCCUACAGCAGGUGUCCAAGCGACCAGGGUGCCAUCACCAAGUGUGGUUUAUCCAAUCCAGUCCGUCAGAUACCGUGAUCCUAACCAUUGUAACGACUUCCUCUUCAAUGACUCUCAUGUUCCUAUCAAUAGGGUGAUCCAAAACACGAGUGUACAGUUUGGAAAUGCAUCGAAGUGUAGACCGAUACAACGUAAAUGGCAACGCAUACACAUGGAGAUUGAGAAACAACCACAGAAGAAUGGUCAUAGGUUCCGCUACAUGUCCGAGCGUGGCAGUCACGGAGCGCUUGAAGCAGAGAGAGCGAACGAGUCGAAUUUCGAAAGGAAACGGGAAUAUCCAACCGUCAAGCUUGUAGGGUACGAAGGUCAAGCUAAGAUAAUAGCGAGGCCUUGUCACCGCCCGACAAUCCAUACGAGCUCACAUUCAUCGCUUGGUGUCGAAGAUGCACACGAAGAGCAAUUGGGAGCCACCGCAGGCCUUUUUAAACAAGAGCAAUGACAUGACUGCCGUGUUUAAUGACAUCUCAAUUGUGAUAUUGACGUCACAUGCUCUGGUGGAAAUGUCCCUUAAAAUGGACAAACUAGAGCCUGAAAAUCCAAAGGUUUCUAUAUCGUCGACUGAACGAGAAAAGCACCAGGAGUAUGUAAAGAAAAGACUUAAUGAGUUCAGGGGUUCUGAUAGACGCCAUGUUGCUGUCAUAAAAUUCCAGGCGUUUCAGCUGAACGGAGAUGGCUCAAUAGGCCAUGAGCUCUGUUAUCCGGCUUACUCUAACAAAGUCGUAAAUCAAAGAUCCACGCAGCAUGGAGAAUUGAAGAUAAUCCGCAUUUCAAGGUCAUUAGAAUCGUGCAGAGGUGGUAAAAGCAGGUUGAUUGACCGCGAGUUACUUUUAUUUACCAGCAAAAUUAAAAAAGGUGUCAAUGUUCGAUUCUAUGACCAUGAAGGUUGGGCGAAGGACGUGGAACCUAGUCUGAUUCAUGAGCAAACAGCCGUCUCUGUUCUAGUGCCGCCUUACAAAUGCCAAGAUCUGAAAGAGGAAGUGCAGGUGCAUAUCCGACUGGUACGUCAGCACACCUCUAUGCAGGAUGAGGAACUGUGUGGUGAGGACGUCAGUGAGCCUGUGACGAUGAAAUACCAGCCAGUCGACGUUGAUGUCGGCGUCGAAGCGUAUCGAGUCGGAGUUAAGCGAUGUAAGUUGGAGACGUGAGCAAAAGCAGGUCGGCUGCCUUCUCCUCGCGCCGCUAACAUCCGAGCGUCCGGUUUUCUCUCGUCAACCCGUGGAGCCAGUGAGCGCCAGCAAAAAGCUCGACUUGCGAGGCCUUCGUCACCUAGCUGAGCCAGCAGACAUUGUUUUCCAUGAGUCAUCACUUAGGCAACCCCCAAGAUGUUGCCUAGUCCAACAAAGCGACUGACCCACAAUAUACGUGCCAAAUCCAAAACUAUAUAUAUAUAAUUGAUUAUGUUAUGUGUAUAUAUAUCUUUAUAAUGGCCUCGUUGGCUCUACUAUACAUGGAUUAUUAAAUUGUGUGUAUAGUGAAAGGUC
Molecule: messenger RNA, 3283 nt
Organism: Priapulus caudatus
Lineage: Eukaryota; Metazoa; Priapulida; Priapulimorpha; Priapulimorphida; Priapulidae
Product: nuclear factor NF-kappa-B p110 subunit-like
Exons: 11
Coding region: 2186-2947 (253 amino acids)
Biological process (GO): response to cytokine; innate immune response; canonical NF-kappaB signal transduction
Cellular component (GO): cytoplasm
Molecular function (GO): DNA-binding transcription factor activity
Source: RefSeq, a predicted model, not a curated record